GGAGCUACGGUGAAGGUCACCAAGGUCAUCAGUCGUCCGUAUUGGCGGGGGUUUUCAAUUCAUUACAAUACAAUGCAGAAAACAAAUGAUUUUAUGGAUGUCUCUGUUUAUCAAUACUGGAAAGGCAGUAUAGAUUUGAGGAUUAUCUUUAUGUUUGCUCUUGAGGGCCUUGGCCCAGUGUUGGGACAGGUGGGCCCCUGAACAUUUCAUUCUCAAGUACACAGAUGAAAGCUUGGAACAUCAAGAGAAGCUCCAGAAAGAAGCAGAAGAGAAAAUGAGAAAGAAGAGGAGGAAGAGAACAUGGUCAGAAAUUCUUCAAGAAGCUAGAGAAAAGCGAGAGAAGAUGGCAAAGGAAAACAGUGCAAGUUCUGCAGAAGAUAGUAGUGUUGGUUCUAGUGACAGUGAAGAUGAAGAUGACGACGAAGCAGUAGAAGUUCCAAUCACAUUUCCUGAAGCCUUACAUGCAAAGCUAGAAGAUGACUGUUACUUUAUCACAUCCAAAAAGCAGCUGGUGAAGCUCCCACCAGAACACACAGCCCUGUCACUAAUGGAGACGUAUGUGAAGGAUUUUGCUUACCGGUGUCAGGCUCACAACGUCAGGGUUCAUUUGAGGCAACAAGGUACCGCUGGGAUGCCUGUAUCUCUUACCACACCAAAUAGCAACAAUGGAGAUUCUGUUGUGCCACCUCCGCUUCCACAGUUCAAUGUUGACCUAUGCAGAGAAGUGAUAGAUGGUAUUCGUAUACUAUUUGACUUUCUCUUGCCAACUAAUCUUCUCUACGAUUGUGAGAGGGCUCAGUACAAUAGCCGCUACGCACAGCGCCCUCUUGAUACCAAUGGAGUAAAGGAUGACACUGCAAAGAUAAAGCCAUGUACCAAUGGCAAUGUAAGGGCUACAAGACGAUGGAGUAUGUCGCCCUCUAAAGAGGUCUUACCACCAGUCCUAGAACCUCAGACAGCUGAAUCUCCACCUGUCCUCAAACCUGAGGCUGUAGUAGAUGGGAAGAAGGAGAAGCAGGAGCCGGCUCCUGCAAGAAGGAUUACCAGAAGGUCAUCAAGCAGUAGCUUUAACCAGUCAUCACCACCUCCACCACCGCCUCCAACUGUAUCAUCAACGAGGGAACUUCGAUCAUCAGACAGCCAAAGACGUAGGAGUGCUGACAUCAAGAUAUCUUCAUCUUCAGCCAACUCAGUCAUGACGUUGACUCACACCAAACGAGAUGAGGGCGAUGCCACUACUACCACCACCACCACCAACAAAGAACUCACCAACCACCAUCCUCCAUCUCGUAGCCUGCGUCAUUCUUCCAGGCUGGCAUCCUCCUCCUCUUCCUCCUCCUUCACGCCCUCUCCCCCAGUCAUCACUAACAUGGACUCCAUCCCUUCCUUGGAAGCCUCAUCUUCCACCCCUGCACCACAGACACCGCAGGUCCUCAGCAACGGUGACAACAAAGACACCAUGAAGUUGAGGGGUAGCAGGGGGUCCUUGUCAACGGCUGAUGUUGGGAAGAUUCCGCAGACGGCGGAGCUUAGCAUCAAGGAGGAAGAUAAUGAUGAUGGAGUGUUUAGUAUAGAGAAGAAUUGUUGGAAGCUUCUGCCCGACGGUGCCCACUAUAACGGAGCAGAGCCGCCAUGCAGGGUCUAUGGUGCUCAACAUCUAUUAAGACUCUUUGUUAAACUACCGGAAAUUCUUGGACGUAUGGAUCUACCGGCCAAGAAACUCAAGCCUCUGGUCAAGCACUUAGAGAUGUUUCUUAGGUGGUUAUCAGCUACAGAGCAACUUUUGGAAUACUUCCCAGACAAGGCUUACGUCAGUGAAGCACACGCUCUCAGGGACAGGGGAGAUAGUAAGACAAAGAGAACAGUGGCUGUAAAAUGAAGCUAUUUUAUCAAGAUAUACACCUGUGGGUAUUGCUUAAACAUGCUGUUAUUUUUUUUCAUGGUAAUCAGCAAAUUAAUAAUUGAUUUUCGUCAGUGAUUUUAGUUGGAAAUUGAAUAUAUACCAAAUAGAGUCGGUCGCUAAUCCGGAUAGAUAGCUGCGAAAUUAAGAAUGUUGUUGAAGAUUUGGGAGUUUGGAUGCUGACGAUUCAAAUUUUGUGUCUGUGUUGGUGCUUAGUUGGAAGCACUGCCUUACCUAGCUCCAAAAUAUACAUACAAAAAGUGAUCAAAAAUUGCAUUAUACACAGCUCAGCACCUAGUGAGAUUCAUCAAGGUACCAGCUUCAUUCUGAAUUUGGUGUUAUGCUGACAAAAAAAAAACACCGAGACCAACAGCUCAACUCCAAACUUGAUAUCGCUCAAUGCUGUUACAUGUAUCAUACCUGCCAACGCUUCCUAGUAAAUAGGAAUAUUCCUUUCUGGGGAAAAAGUAAAGUGCGAUUUUAACCCGUUUUGUUUCUAUUUCUGUGAAGUUUAUCUGUAUCAUUGAAUAUUGAAUUUAAUAAUUUCUGAUUUUAUUUUUUUCUCUCCUUGGUUAUCAGGGUUGGCAGGUAUGCUUAUUUUUCAUAAUGUAAAAGAAAUAUUCUCUGAGCCAAGAGAUUACGUUCGAAGAGAUUCAAGGCUACAAAUUUAAGACAAAUGUUGAACUUGUACUUAGUCAGGAAUAAUAAUAUUUAUAGUGGCUACUUAUGUAGCACACAGGUCCAUCUUUCAGUGCUAAUGGCGCUUGAUGUACUAUUCUAUGAAAAUAAAAAUCUAAACGUUGAAAGAAAAGGCAUGGAGGAAUGCUGUGAGAAGAAUAUUCUCUGACAUGCUAGAUCAUGGUUCACUUGUAGAGAUUAAAAUUUGCAAAAUGAUAAGGAACAUGUUUAGUUAUUCAUGAAGAUGUAGCAUUCUAUGGAAGUGUUCAAAAGUAGACCCACUUAAUGAAUAAACAUUGAUUGCAAUGAUACAGUAAAAUCCACUAUAAAAGUGAAGAUGUAUGUUUUAUUUGAUUGAUGAUAACAAUUUUGAGGAUGGGAAUAUACAGUAACUGGUUUCAAUGGCAAUCAAAGUUGAAACAAUUCUAAGACUUUAUAAUUAAUUACACUUUAUUGUCCAAGAAGAAUUUAUGGCUGAAAGUUGUUAGAGAAAUGACCAGUAGGUGUAGCAUUUUACUGGCUUUUGUACCAAGUGCACCUUUCAUCAUUACAUGGUGCUUCGUGGUGUAGCAGUUCUGACUCUUGCCUUGUAAUCAGAGGGUGGUUUGUUCGAAUCCCACCAUUGCCUGGCGUCCUUUGGCAAGGCGUUAAUCCACACUUUGCCACUCUCCACCCAGGUGUUAAACGGGUACCCAGUAGGAUGUGAAAGCCUAUAUGUAGUAUGCCUAGCAAUUGAGUCUUGGAACUCUUGUUGAAAUGCUCCCCAGGGAGUGGAGAAGGUGCAUACAUUUUAUGUGGGCAUGCAAGGAUCCGAUGACCAGGGUAAUAAUAUGUCUGUAAAGCGCUUAGAGAUGUCGUUCCGAUGUAUUAAGCGCUAUAUAAAUGUGGAAUAUUAGUAUUAUUUCAUCUACAAGAAAGGGUAUGGCCUGGAUGGUAUAUAAAUGUUCUUAUUUGAUUGCUCUUGGUUAAUAUCACAAGGUUCUGGAAUAAAAAACAAGUCCCAUGUAAUUAUAUACAUAUAUAUAUAUUACAAAAGUAAAAAUCAAUUUUGCAUUUGGAAAUUAUUUACUUUUAUGAUGACAGUUUUUGUAGGACAAUGGCUGUUGCUUGGUGACAAAGCACUUAAAAUGUCCUGAAAAGUCAGCAGGUCAUGGCAGAGGCGGUGGACCAUCAGGCUCGGACAAAGAAAGUGGAGGGGCACCUUUUGUCUGCCAAACAAUAGGUGCCCCACCACUUUCAUUGUAUGAGCCUGACAUUCCGCCGCCUCUGGGUCAUGGCCAUGAAGUGGUCUCUAUUGAAUUAUGGAAAUCAAGAGAAUAUACAUACAUGUAUGUCAAGAAGUAAAAAUUGUUAAUUGUUCGAUCAUCAUGGUUUCUUGAUUUAUUUAAAUUACACUUGCAAACUUGUAGUAUAAAAAUAUUGAAAAGAAAUCAUUCUCAACAAAGUAUUCUGUAAUAAUUCAUUGGUGUAUAUGAAACAAAUAUUCUGAUGAGCCUGUACAGUUAGAGAAGAGUCCUUAUGUGUAUAGUUACAUUCCUAUUGUUACCUAUUUUUGUUUUCUUUUUUGUCUUUGUUUUUUGUUGUAAUUUGCAAUGUUACUAAAUUGUUUGUUUUAUAGAAAAAGAUAAAUAACAAGAAA
Molecule: messenger RNA, 4217 nt
Organism: Lytechinus pictus (painted urchin)
Lineage: Eukaryota; Metazoa; Echinodermata; Echinoidea; Temnopleuroida; Toxopneustidae
Product: putative male-specific lethal-3 protein-like 2
Exons: 11
Coding region: 275-1879 (534 amino acids)
Biological process (GO): regulation of DNA-templated transcription; chromatin organization
Cellular component (GO): NuA4 histone acetyltransferase complex; nucleus; MSL complex
Source: RefSeq, a predicted model, not a curated record